This is a messenger RNA of Eutrema salsugineum, 788 nucleotides long. Its product is annotated as 21 kDa protein. Gene Ontology annotation, biological process: negative regulation of catalytic activity. NCBI's taxonomy places the organism in Eukaryota, Viridiplantae, Streptophyta, Magnoliopsida, Brassicales, Brassicaceae. The coding region runs from base 5 to 634 and encodes 209 amino acids. The transcript has a single exon. Gene Ontology annotation, molecular function: enzyme inhibitor activity. The record is from RefSeq and is a predicted model, not a curated record.
CAUAAUGAUAGUAACAAUGAUCAGACUCAUUCUUCUACUUCUCUUCUCCUCCCUUCUUCCACCAAUCCUCACCGUCUAUCCCCCACCCUACGACGGCUCCGAUUUCAUCCGUACGAGCUGCUACACCACACUCUACCCUGACCUCUGCUUCUCGUCUCUCUCUUCAUUUGCUAACUCCAUCCACAAUGACUCGAACCGCCUCGCACGUGCAGCCAUCUCUCUCACUCUCUCCAACACGCUUCACCUUGUCUCCUACCUCCAAAACCUCUCAUCUCAUGGCUGCGUUGACCAUGGUUGUGGUGGUAGACCUAACCACCCAACCGAUGCAGUCAUCCUCAAGGACUGCUUCGAGAAUCUUAAGGAUGCUGUCCAUGAGAUGAGAGGUUCAAUGAAACAGAUGAAGGCGCUUGUCUCCACGGUCUCGGUCCAGUCGUUUAGGUUUCAGAUGAGUCAUGUCAAGACUUGGCUUAGCGCAGCUCUUACUUAUGAGUAUACUUGUACGGACGGGUUUGAAUAUUUUCACGAUGACGGUUCCAUCAAAGAUGACGUCUGUACGCGAGUGAAUGAGGUCAAGAAGCUGACCAGCAAUGCCCUUGCUUUAGUUAACCUCUACGCCGACAAGGCAAUACCAUAAUCGAAUAUAUAUCCGUCAUCGAUCAAAGUCUUGGAAGAUUGAAUUUGUAUACAUAAAACUGUAUUAAUUAAUAAAUAAAGAGUUACUAGUCGUUGCUGUCUGAAUGUCUGUUAUGGAUACUGUUUGUGUGACUACUUUUCCUUACUUGUUAAUA